Manduca sexta (tobacco hornworm) is the source of this 1797-nucleotide messenger RNA. RefSeq lists its product as uncharacterized. The transcript has a single exon. Gene Ontology annotation, molecular function: zinc ion binding; nucleic acid binding. The coding region runs from base 1 to 1797 and encodes 598 amino acids. Lineage: Eukaryota; Metazoa; Arthropoda; Insecta; Lepidoptera; Sphingidae. The record is from RefSeq and is a predicted model, not a curated record.
AUGGAAGAACGGGUUCAAGAGUACUUGAAAACCUCUGUAGAUCCUGAAAUACCUCCGAUAGAGCUAGACGGACCGAGAGUCAUUCUACGAGAGGACCUGACUCACUGCAGCAAGAUCGUGCGGCUGAUUAUGCGCAAAUCAGGCAACUUGAAGGGCACGAGCCAAAAAGCUCUGAACUCGGUGGCUGAGACCAUAACCGAAUACGUCAACCAACCGCAGGCGACGGUAAAUGCUCGACUCGAGCAGGAGACGAAGGCGCUUAGAGACCACAGCGCGCGCCUCGAGACGGCAAUGAGCAAGAUGAUGGAAGAGAACGCCUCCCUCAGACGACGUAUAGAAGAACUUGAGAAGGCUCUGUGUGCGAGACCAUCUGAAGACGCCAUAGAGCAGCUGGAAGCCCGCUUGCAGGCCAGACUUGAGUCGACUCUCAUGGGUCCGGCUCAAAAGACCUCCCCCUGGCCCAUGAAACAAAAACCGCGCAAGUGGAGCUCCCAGUUCAGGGAAGGAUUUGUUGGUGGGCAACCUCAGUCCGCCACCACCAAGGCCAAGGGCAAAGCGAAGGGCAGUAGAGCUGUCCAGCCCACUCCACCUGUGCUGACACCACUGGUCACUCCCUUUAACAACCCGUCCUGCGUUGCAGUUGCCGGGCCAUCUGGCGUAAAAGUAGCCAAAGGUGUAGCCAAAAAGGGUACUCAAGGCGAGAAGGGCGCCGCUCCGGCGCCGACACCACAGAACGCCAAAGCUCCACAAAAGACAAAGGGGAGAGGAAAGAACAGGCCCGCCCCUCCCGGGCAGCAAGCCCCACAGGAACCUAGUCCACUUCCGCCGGCUCCUGUGUCCAUGGAUACGGCCUGGACCGAAGUAGUGGGAAGGAAGAAGAAGGCCAAGUCCGGUGCACCAAAACCCGCAGCAUCGCGACAGUCGUCCAAGCGCUCCGAGCCGAAGCUCCGGCCGCCGAAGUCAGCCGCGGUAGUCAUAUCAUUGACACCAGCGGCCGUUGAGAAGGGGCUGACGUACGCUGGAGUACUCACGGACGCACAGCGGCGAGUGGACCUGUCUGGUCUGCAAAUCGACAGACUCAGGCCUAAAUAUGCAGCCACGGGUGCCAUGCUAUACGAGGUGCCCGGGGCUGAGUCCGAGCAGAAGGCCGAUUCCCUCGCCGCGCGGCUGAGGGAAUGUUUUGGGGACUCGGGGGAUGUAGUUGUCUCCCGGCCCACCAAGUGCUCGGAGCUGCGGAUCUCGGGGUUGGACUUUGCGGCCACCUCCGAGACGGUUAAGGCGGCCUUAUCUAGCAUUGGCGGGUGCGCUGCGGAGGCGAUUAAAGUUGGGGAAGUCCGCCCAGACAGAUCCGGCAUGGGUGCCGUUUGGGCCAAGGUGCCUACCAAGGCGGCCCAAAAAAUAAAAGCGGGCCGUCUUAAAAUAGGCUGGGUCGUUGCACGAGUGACCGUCCUCGAGGUGCGGCCUAUGCGUUGCUACCGUUGCCUCGAGAAAGGGCAUGUGCGAGGGAGCUGCGACGGUUCUACUGACCGUAGUGAUUUGUGCUACCGCUGUGGCAAGCCGGGCCACAAAGCCCGGCAAUGCGCAGACAAGUUCAACUGCGCCUUGUGUGCCGCAGCUGGCAAGCCCGCCGGGCACCGAAUUGGAGGGAAGAAUUGUUCCGCGUCCUCCCAGAAAACCCUGCGUCGCCCGCGUAGAAGACCAGCUGCCGCGGCUGAGGUUCCGUCCCAGUCGCAGGCGGCGAGCCCACCGCAACCAGUGGUGGCCGAGAUGGAAGUGGAGGAAGUCGCCCAUCAAUAA